This is a messenger RNA of Ananas comosus (pineapple), 1342 nucleotides long. Its product is annotated as auxin-responsive protein IAA1-like. Gene Ontology annotation, cellular component: nucleus. The transcript has 5 exons. NCBI's taxonomy places the organism in Eukaryota, Viridiplantae, Streptophyta, Magnoliopsida, Poales, Bromeliaceae. The coding region runs from base 258 to 926 and encodes 222 amino acids. Gene Ontology annotation, molecular function: protein binding. Gene Ontology annotation, biological process: regulation of DNA-templated transcription. The record is from RefSeq and is a predicted model, not a curated record.
GUGUCCGCAUGUGGGUGGUGGGAGGCAUACAAAGCUCCGACCACUGGCGACCGCACCUUACUAAUUACUAUAAGGAGGCGAAAGCGACAACCGGGGUGGGGAGGGGCGGGGCGAGCUCGCCGAAGACGAAGAACUAGUCGUCGCCAUUCCCGGAGCGAACCAAACCCUAAUUUCCCUAAACCUAACCCUAACCCUACCACGAGAGAGAGAGAGAGAGAGAGAGAGAGGGAGGGAGGAAGGAUCUGGAGAUCGGAGCGAUGUCGAUCGAGACGGAGCGGAGCUCGACGGAGUCGGAGGUCUCGGGCCUCGACUACGAGGAGACGGCGUUGACCCUCGGGCUCCCCGGCGGCGCCAGAGCCGCCGGAUCCGACCCGGAGCGGAAGCGCGGCUUCUCCCAGACCGUAGAUCUGGCACUCGGCACCUCCCGGAACGAUCCACGCGGCGGAGGCAGCGGCCGCGGCGGCGGCGGCGGAGGAUCCUCCGGCGACCGCUCCGAUGAGUCCCUGGAUCGCGAGGUCUCCCGCUCCGAGAAGCCCCCGGCUCCCAAGGCGAGGGUGGUGGGGUGGCCCCCAGUGAGGUCGUACCGGAAGAACGCGCUGAAGAGCUGCACCUUCGUGAAGGUGGCGGUGGACGGGGCGCCGUACCUCCGGAAGGUGGAUUUGGAGGUGUACGGCGGGUACGAGCAGCUGCUGAGCGCGUUGCAGGAGAUGUUCUCGUGCUUCACUAUUCGUAAUUAUCCGAACGAGGAGAGAAAGUUGGUGGAUCCUGUGAACGGGACAGAGUACGUGCCUACGUAUGAGGACAAGGACGGCGACUGGAUGCUCGUCGGAGAUGUGCCGUGGAAAAUGUUUGUGGAGUCCUGCAAGCGUAUUCGUCUAAUGAAAAGCUCUGAGGCUAUUAACCUAGCACCAAGAGCCCCUCGCUGAUGAACGCCACCUUGAUCCUUGACGGAGAAUUACUUAUCCAAGAGUGAAACCUUUUAUCGAAGGAGCCGGGAUCGCAAUUGGGCCCGAGUUCUUCAUGUGAGAUAAAACCGUGUGCAGGCGUCGACUUCUCUUUGAGUUGAUCAGAAAAGAGAGGUCCUAGUUAUUACAAUUAGUCGCUGUUUUACGCAAAGUAUACUUUAGAAAAUGGAAGUUACAUUUAUAUAUACGUUAGCAGUUUGUCUCCUUAUUAAUAAGAUCAAAAGUACAGAAAUGCCAAACUAUAUAGUAGCUGUAAGGAUUGGUGUUGCCCUGUUGUUCAUGCAGUGGGCAGAGAGGCCUCUGGCCCUUUUGUUUGAUACAAUAUUUUCUCCAGUGAAGUGAUGGUUUUAUUCCGAGUCUUAGUUGAUUCUCUUCAA